AUGGUUACGUUCACAGUGUCACAAUUUGGAAUUUGCUCACCCUGCAUUGCUCAAUUCGUGAAGAACCGUAACGCGGAAGAAUAUGCAGUGCAGUUUCCAGAUGCGGCCAGAGCAAUAGUAGACAACCACUAUGUGGACGACUAUUUCGAUAGUGCGGACACGGUCAAAGAAGCACUAAAGAGAGCUCAAGAAGUGAAGCAUGUACACGCUAAGGGCGGCUUCGAAAUCCGUAACUGGAUUUCUAAUUCCGAAGAAUUCCUCCAAGGUAUUGGUGAGAAAACAGCCGAUCGGAGUAUCCAAAUACUUCAGGAUAAGGAGUCAAAUCUUGAGCGAGUUCUUGGAAUAGUGUGGAACCCAGUGAGCGACAAAUUCACGUUUCUGACACAACAUCGGAUCGAUUUGAUACCGUAUCUUAGGGGCCAACGGCGGCCGACGAAAAGAGUAGUGAUGAGUAGCGUUAUGAGUCUCUUCGAUCCGCUGGGAAUGCUGGCACCCUUCGUAAUCUACGGUAAAAUGCUAAUUCAAGACCUGUGGCGCAGCGGUAGUGACUGGGACCAGACGAUCAAUGAUGAAAGCUGCAUAAAGUGGGAUCGAUGGAUCGGGCGGCUCCCAGAAAUAGAAAAAGUGAAGAUUUCCCGUUAUUACUUCCAACAAUCAAGCGUUGUUCAAUACAAUACAUUGCAAUUGCAUGUCCUCGUAGAUGCUAGCAAAGAUGCGUAUGGUGCAGCGGCAUAUUUUCGGGUCUUGACGGACGAUGGCCCUAUUUGCUCUUUGGUGAUGGCAAGGUCGAAGGUCGCUCCAUUGAAAAUGAUAUCCAUUCCAAGACUGGAAUUGCAGGCAGCGGUGAUAGGGUCGCGAUUGCUGCAAACAGUAGUCGAUGCGCAUUCUCUAGAAAUAACAAAAAGGUUCAUCUGGUCAGACUCCAAAACAGUUAUUUCGUGGAUCCAGUCGGCCCGUGGUUUUGUGGUCCACAUUUCCUGUACCAGCCAGAAGAAGUGUGGUCAAGACAAUACACGAUGGAAUGUGCUAGUUAGAUCAAUCGCGUGCGUUUACCGUUUCAAUUCCAAUUGCGAGAGGAAACGGAAAGGUCUAGCAAUCGAAGCAGUUCCAGGACCAUCGAAGGUGCGACGAAUAGUGCAGAAACUUGUAUCAGCGGUAGAGGUUCCACUGAAGCGAGAAGAAUACCAGAGAGCAGAGAUGUGUUUAUGGCGCGCGGCUCAAGCAGAUGUAUAUUGUGAAGAAGUGAAGACGUUAAUGAAGAACCGUGAAGUUCCUUAUGAAAGGUGGCAGGCAAUAGCAAAGUAUAGCAAUCUUUACAACGACUGUCCGUUCAUGGACGACGAGGGUGUGCUUAGGAUGGACGGCAGAACCGCCCAAGGUUCUUUCCUGCCUUUCGAGCUUCGUUUUCCUGUAAUCCUACCCAAAGGGCACCCUAUUACUCGAAAGCUGUUGAAACAUUACCACCAGCAGGCGGCUCACGCAAAUGCGGAGACCGUCGUCAACAAUGUGAGGCAACGUUUCCGAAUUCCGAAUCUACGAGCGGAGAUCAAAGCGGUGGCGAAGUCGUGUGUAUGGUGCAAGGCAAAGAAAUGUUCUCCAAAAAUUCCAAAAAUGGCUCCACUUCCAUUGGCUCGCAUUACCUGUAACCAUUGCUUGGUUCCAAUUAUUGUUUGCUGGCCCUGCCACAAGUCCGACAUCCCUUUUCCUUCGAAUAUUAACCACUACGCCCUUUGA
Armigeres subalbatus is the source of this 1734-nucleotide messenger RNA. RefSeq lists its product as uncharacterized. Bases 1 to 1734 code for a protein of 577 amino acids. The record is from RefSeq and is a predicted model, not a curated record. Lineage: Eukaryota; Metazoa; Arthropoda; Insecta; Diptera; Culicidae. The transcript is spliced from 3 exons.